This is a messenger RNA of Populus trichocarpa (black cottonwood), 1931 nucleotides long. RefSeq names its product AP2-like ethylene-responsive transcription factor AIL5. Gene Ontology annotation, biological process: regulation of DNA-templated transcription. The coding region runs from base 1 to 1632 and encodes 543 amino acids. The record is from RefSeq and is a predicted model, not a curated record. NCBI's taxonomy places the organism in Eukaryota, Viridiplantae, Streptophyta, Magnoliopsida, Malpighiales, Salicaceae. Gene Ontology annotation, molecular function: DNA binding; DNA-binding transcription factor activity. The transcript is spliced from 8 exons.
AUGGAUUCUACUUCUCAUCAGAACUGGCUCGGUUUCUCUCUUUCCAACCAUCAUCACAUGAAUAAUAUUAACAUCCCUUCCUCUUCUGAUUCCUCUAACCUCUGUCUCUUUGAAGCCUUUAACACUACACCCACCACCACUACCUCAGCACAAGAAGAUAAUGCAGUAGCUGCCUGUAGACCAACUGACAUCUCUUUAUUUACCACUUCUGGACCAAAACUAGAGGACUUCCUUGGUUGUUGCACCACUACACCGCCAUCACAACAGCCACUGGGUGGUCAGUUCUCGGCUGAGACACCCGGGACUACGGCUACUACUGUAUCUGACAAUAGUAGUUCUGAGAUAUAUGAUUCUGAGCUCAAAACUAUAGCUGCUAGCUUCCUUCGUGGUUAUUCCUCUAAUGAUCACCAACAAACCGGUAGUUCUCAAAAACAUCAACAGCUUCUUGUGCAGUCUGAACAUGCACCAAAGAAAACUGUUGAUACUUUUGGCCAACGUACUUCAAUUUAUCGAGGAGUCACCAGGCAUAGAUGGACUGGUAGAUAUGAAGCCCAUUUGUGGGAUAAUAGUUGCAGAAGGGAAGGCCAAAGUAGAAAAGGAAGGCAAGUUUAUUUGGGUGGCUAUGACAAGGAGGAGAAAGCAGCUAGAGCUUAUGAUCUUGCAGCUCUCAAGUACUGGGGUCCGACCACCACUACAAACUUUCCGGUUUCUAACUAUGAGAAGGAACUAGAAGGGAUGAAGCACAUGACAAGGCAAGAGUUUGUUGCGUCACUUCGAAGAAAAAGUAGUGGUUUCUCCAGAGGAGCCUCAAUUUACAGGGGAGUGACAAGGCACCAUCAACACGGUCGGUGGCAAGCAAGGAUAGGAAGAGUUGCCGGCAACAAAGAUCUCUAUCUUGGCACCUUUAGCACCCAAGAGGAAGCUGCCGAAGCUUAUGACAUUGCAGCAAUCAAAUUUAGAGGCCUAAAUGCUGUAACCAACUUUGACAUGAGUCGCUAUGACGUAAAAAGCAUAGCUAACAGCAAUCUUCCCAUUGGAGGAAUAUCUGGCAAAUCAAAGAAUUCAUCAGAAUCAGUUUCUGAUAGCAAAAGCAUUGAUGUAAGCCGAUCGGACGAUCGGGAUCUCUCCUCGGCGUCCUCGGUAACCUUUGCUUCUCAGCCUACAACCUCUACUCUUAGCUUUGCCAUGCCCAUCAAACAAGACCCAUCAGAUUAUUGGACAAAUAUCCUUGGAUACCAAAACUCCACCACCACGAUGAAUAAUACCAAGAACAGUAGCAGCAUUGUCGCACCAAGCACUUUACUUCAAUCUUCCACAAGUUUUCAUGCUUUUCAAGGUCCAACAGCUUUCAGUAUGGACUUCAACACGAAUUCUUCAGUCAAUGAAAGCAACAACAGUGGGCUAUUAUUCAAUGGUGGUUAUAUACAGCAACAGAGUGGUGGUGAUGGUAUUAGUACAUCAUCAUCAAGUUCGAGUAUUCCAUUUGCUACACCCAUUGCCUUGCAUGGUAAUGGAAGCAGUUACGAGGGUAACUCAAGUUAUGGCAGCUGGAUUUCUCAAUCUCUGCAUUCUUUCCAAUCUGCAAAGCCCAACCUCUCAGUGUACCAGACACCUAUUUUUGGAAUGGAAUGAGCUCACAAAAGAAAUGCAAGGAAAAUGAGAAUCUGUGCAAGCAGGAACGUGAAAGGCUGGCUAGCUUGAUGUUGAUGCCAGCAUGCAAUGCGCAGAUGGGUUAACUUUUUUACUUUGAAUAGACGAGUUGGGACUGACGAGCAUGCAUUUCCACAGUAGGUGACCUUAGUACUAACUGCUAGUUCUUUCUCAUGGUCUUGUGUUAUCUUUCUCUUUUGCUUUUGCUUUUCACUGACAUGAAUUUACAUGGUAUAAAAUGAAGGAAAAAAAAGAAAAAAGAAGAGAAUAUCCUUUUGUCA